Molecule: messenger RNA, 684 nt
Organism: Ixodes scapularis (black-legged tick)
Lineage: Eukaryota; Metazoa; Arthropoda; Arachnida; Ixodida; Ixodidae
Product: zinc finger MYM-type protein 1-like
Exons: 1
Coding region: 1-684 (227 amino acids)
Source: RefSeq, a predicted model, not a curated record
AUGCAGGAUAUGCCUCUGCGAGGCAAGAAGUCAGAAGGCGGUGUGUUCCAGGACUUGCUCAAAUUUCGCGUUGAUGCGGGCGACCAUAUCCUGGAAACUCAACUCAAAAACUACGCCAAGAACGCAAGGUACACCUCAGUGAGCACCCAGAAUGAGCUCAUAAAAAUCAGCGAAGAACUUUUGUGGGCGGAUAAUGUAGGAGCGUGUAACGAUUCAGGACUGUACUCGAUACUGGCAGAUGAGUCAGCAGACGAUUCGGGAACGGAACAAUUCACGCGGGGCAUUCGCUUCGUUGACAUGCAAAGCGAAAUUGUACGAGAGGAAUUUGUAGGCAUGGUUUCCCUCGGAGAAAUAAACGCAGAGGCAAUUUCUACCGCCAUUCUCCAAACUCUCGAGGAGUUAGGACUGAACCUAAAAAACCUUGUGGGCCAGGGAUAUGACGUUUGCUCUUCAAUGUCAGGAUGCAUAUCCGGUCUACAGGCUAGGAUCAGGAAAAAGCAGCCGCGAGCCUUGUACUUCCACUACGCCUCGCACCGCCUAAACUUGCUUGUGAACAAGGCCAACUUGGUGCCAGAGGUGAGAAAUGCGGUGGCCCCUGUCAAAGCGGCAAUCAAGUUCUUCAGAGAAAGCCCCCUCAGAAGAAAGCAUGCAUCCGCGCUUCCUCUACUUUGUGACACUCGGUAG